AUGGGCCUUCCCAGGCCUUCCCUCGUCCAUUCACCACCAACCUCGAUGGGCGGCCCAAACCUCGAAGUAUUCAAAUUCGCCCUCUAUCUAUUUGUACCUAUCGCGGCUCUGGUGCAUUUCGGAGACCCUCAAUGGUACAGAGAGAAUGUUUUACCUUAUAAGGAGCGGCUGUUCCCGCCCGAAAGCCGUCUCCUUCAAACUCUACCAAAGGACCAGAGCGCGAUCAGAGAAGAGCUAGCGCGGAUAAAAGCUGAACGCAUGGUACGGCGCGCUGCCAAACAAGCGGAAGAGGAGGCCGACCAGCGAUAA
This is a messenger RNA of Pleurotus ostreatus (oyster mushroom), 309 nucleotides long. RefSeq lists its product as uncharacterized. The transcript is spliced from 2 exons. The coding region runs from base 1 to 309 and encodes 102 amino acids. Lineage: Eukaryota; Fungi; Basidiomycota; Agaricomycetes; Agaricales; Pleurotaceae. Gene Ontology annotation, cellular component: mitochondrial inner membrane; mitochondrion. Gene Ontology annotation, biological process: mitochondrial respiratory chain complex IV assembly. The record is from RefSeq and is a predicted model, not a curated record.